AUAUGAUUUCCAACCCAACACACCACUUUCUUAGAAGUGUUGGCGUUCCUAGAUGAAGAAUGUGACGGUGAUUUUUGCAUAUGGUUCAUGUGUUACAGAUUAUAACCAUGCCAUUUACAUAUUCGUGAUUCUGAUGUGUAGCACUGGGUUGUUCAAGCGUUAAAUGUAGAUACUGGUGCUAAUCAUUCUGCAGAAGGUGUUAAGGAGCAACUUGCUUUUGACAAGAAGCAGUUUGUGGCGUUUGUGAAGAAGUACAUUAAGCCACUCUCUGCCACCUCUGGAGGGAGCGUUGGGUUGAUGGUUCUAAUCUCCCAAGCUGUCUAUGAUGGUGGCCGCCACGUCUUAGGAGUGAUUCCAAAAACUCUUAUGCCCAGAGAGUCUUCUGUUUUGCAUUCACAACCGAAAUCAACAGUGGGAACUCCUGCAUACAUUGCUCCAGAAGUGUUACUUAGGCAAGAAUGUGAUGGCAAGGAUUUGCCCAAGGGGAAGUGGUUCUGUUGCAUGGACUGCAACAGGGUUCAUUCUGCUUUACAAAAUCUAGUAGUUAGUGGAGAACAAAAGUUACAGGACUCUCUGCUGAGCAUUAUAAAGAAGAAGCUGGAGGAGAAAGGUUCCCAGAGUAGUGCUGAUGUUGACGUAAUAUGGUGUACUUAUUCCCUGUUAUUUCUUAUAUGUUAAAGUGGAGUCAUUUUCUGAAACUACUGUUGCACCAUGUAAAUCUGUUUUGCUUGUUGUCAUCAAUUUAUGGAUUUCAGCCAUUGAGAUUUUCACGUAACAACUGAGUUAAUGUUGGGAACAGUUGGUAGCUGCUGUUUUUCUAGGCCUUCCAUGAUUUUAGUUGAUGUUUCACUGUCCUGAACAUGAAAGAAAUGU
This is a messenger RNA of Camellia sinensis, 873 nucleotides long. Lineage: Eukaryota; Viridiplantae; Streptophyta; Magnoliopsida; Ericales; Theaceae. The record is from RefSeq and is a predicted model, not a curated record.